This is a messenger RNA of Exophiala oligosperma, 1752 nucleotides long. RefSeq lists its product as uncharacterized. The transcript has a single exon. The record is from RefSeq and is a predicted model, not a curated record. Bases 1 to 1752 code for a protein of 583 amino acids. Lineage: Eukaryota; Fungi; Ascomycota; Eurotiomycetes; Chaetothyriales; Herpotrichiellaceae.
AUGUCCACCGAAGCAGCAUGGGAACCAAUCGCACGUCGCAAACAAGCCGAAAGAGCAUCUAGGAUUCCUUCACAAUGGAAGGUACCCUCUCACCUCCUCCCUUCUGACCCUCCAUUGCCUUCCCAAGGAGCUCAAAAUGUCAUGCACAUCCCUGCCAAAAUCCUUUCGCCGUCAGAAGUCGACAUCACCGAAUCGUACAGCGUCGCCUCGUUGUUGGACGCCAUCUCGUCGUCCAGACUCAGCAGCGAGGAGGUGACGAGGGCAUUCUCCCACCGGGCCGCCAUCGCCCAACAGCUGACCAACUGCUUGACGGAACCACUGUUCGACACCGCCCUUUCUCGUGCUAAGUACCUCGACACAUACCUUCGCAAGCACAAACGCGCCUUUGGGCCCUUGCACGGCCUACCGGUCUCGGUCAAGGACACGUUCAACGUCAUCGGGGUCGACACGUCGAUUGGCCUCGCGUCGCUGUGUCACCAACCGGCGAAGCAAAACUCUCCCUUCAUCGACCUUUUGCUGUCGCUGGGUUGCGUGAUCAUCGCCAAAACCAACAUUCCCCAAACCCUAGCUUCCCUGGACUCGGUCAACAAUGUGUUCGGCCGGACCAUGAACCCUAUCAACCGUCUCUGCACAGCGGGGGGCUCUUCCGGUGGCGAGGGUGUGCUAGUCGCCAUGAAGGGUAGCAUGGUCGGCAUUGGCACCGACAUUGGCGGUAGCAUCCGUGUCCCCGCAAUGUGCAACGGAGUGUACGGCUUCAAACCUUCCAACGGCCGCCUCCCCUACGGCGGACAGGCUCUCACGGGCGUCGAGGGUAUGAGCAGGACGAGCGUCCAGGCCGUGGCGGGUCCCAUAGCCAGGAGCGUCGAGGACAUUGACGUCUUUUUGCGAGAGGUCGGCCCUCGUGCCCACUUAUUUGGCGAGGAUUGCAUGCCGUGGACAUUGACGCCCAGCAGCAGAGACGCUAAGCAGCAACGACGACCGACGCCGCCACACGGGAGCGGCAAAAACGGCGAGUUCGUCGUGGGAGUGCUCCGGAGCGACGGCAACUGCGCCCUCUUGCCGCCCAUCGACAACGUCCUCACCGACGUGGUGGGCCGGCUGGCGGGCACUCCCAACGUCAAGGUCGUCGAGGUCCCCUGCCCGAAAGCCUGGACCAAGUCCCAAUCGGUCAUGAGCAAGUUGAUGGGGGUCGACGGCGGCGUCACCAUGGCCGACAUGAUCGACAAGACGGGUGAACCUCUGGUGCCGUGGAUGAAGACCCGGUUCCGCAAAGGCAAGCCUCAACCCUUGACUCGCGUGGCCGAGUUGCAGGCCCUCCGAGCCGAGUUGGAACGCGAAAUGCUUAGGGUCUGGAUCGAGGACGACGGCGAGGGUCGACGGCGCCAAAAGAUCGACGCCCUCGUCUGUCCCGUCGCCCCUCACCCGGUGCCUCCCAUCGAGGGUUACAACGCGGUCGGCAUGACGAGCAGUUGGGUCCUGUUCGAUUACCCGGCGGGAACGGUUCCCGUCAGAAAUUGUACGGAGGAGGAUCUCCAGUUGGGCACCCCCCAACCCGGUAAGCCCCUGAGCAGUUGGGACGAAAAGACUCGCGAGCUGUGGGACGAGAACAAGCUCAAUCGACGAAUCUACCUGGACACGCCAUUGAGCGUUCAGGUCGUGGUGCCUAGGUUGCAGGAUGAGAAGCUCGUAGAGGUCAUGGGCUGGGUCGAUCGAGCUUGUAAAGGCCAAGCGGAUGUCAAGUCAAAACUAUGA